Molecule: messenger RNA, 1268 nt
Organism: Funneliformis caledonium
Lineage: Eukaryota; Fungi; Glomeromycota; Glomeromycetes; Glomerales; Glomeraceae
Source: the annotation of a GenBank genome assembly
CUCCUCAAGAACUGAAGAGCGCUACCUCAACUGUUGCAUCUUCCGUUUUACCACCACAAAAGGAUCAUAAACCAAAACGGCCCAUGAAUGCAUUCAUAAUCUUUUCAAGUGAACGUCGACCUGAAUUACAAAAGAAUGAUCCGAAUAUGCAAACCUCUCAAGUUAGCAAAAUUUUGGGGGAGGAAUGGCAAAAGAUGGAUAACUCACGAAAAGAACAUUAUAAUGAAAGGGCGAGAGUCCUCAAGGAGGAGUUUAAACAGUCAAAUCCUGGGUUUGUUUAUACUCGUCGGGGAACAUCAACUACUACAAAGAAGAAGGCUUCAACAUCCUCGACUACACCUUCCGCCGUCGUUGCCUCUGUUACCCCGACCGCGACGACCGUGACCACCCCCAACACAACGAACGCCCCCACUUCUACCUCCACUACUACAAAAUCUCCUACCGCUCCUAUAGUGGUACCACCUCAAUCUACAAACGUUCCAAUAUCCAAUGGUCCAAUCAAUGGUAGUGUUCCUCCACAUCAUCCAAAUAACGUUUAUUCAUCCCCUCAUAGUAAUGCAACGCCUACUUCAACAGCAACGAAUACAAAUGCUCAACGAAGUUCACUCAAUAAUAAUAUUAACAAGCCACAACAGCCACAACCACCAGCAUUAUCAAAUCCACCAAGGUCGACAAUGUCCACAAUCCCUAUCAGAAAUCGUAAAUUAAGGAGACCAAUGAAUGCCUUCUUGAUCUUUAACAAAGAAAUGCGCCCAAGAGUAUUAGAAACGAAUCCCAAUAUGUCUGUGGCUGAAAUUUCAAAAACAAUUGGUGAAAGUUGGCGUGGAAUGUCUGAUGAACAAAGGGAGGUUUAUCUUCAGAAAGCUCGAAAUUUGAAGAAUGAAUUUCAUGAAUCAAAUCCAGACUUUGUGUAUACACGCCGAUCAAAAGCUGAACUUGCGGCAGCAGGUCAUCAUAGUUAUUCCAAGAAACUAACGGGCGCUCCGCCCAAAGACCCCCGAGGACGUAAAAAGAAACGAAGCCGACAUCCAACUGCGCCAAAGCAUCCAAUGUCGGGAUUUUUAUUCUAUGCAUUAGAGAUGAGACCACAUGUUGCAGAACAAAAUCCUGGAAGUACGGUUGGUCCCAUAAGUAAAAUUAUUGCAAGUCAUUGGAAGGCUUUAACUCCCGAAUCGAGAGCACCAUGGGAGAAAAAGGCUACCGAUGACAAAGCAAGAUAUGCUAGGGAGAUGGAAGCAUAUUUACAAGCACAAAAAGAUGAGGAAUGA